Messenger RNA from Cyprinodon tularosa, 1106 nucleotides. RefSeq lists its product as uncharacterized. The record is from RefSeq and is a predicted model, not a curated record. Gene Ontology annotation, molecular function: nucleic acid binding. Lineage: Eukaryota; Metazoa; Chordata; Actinopteri; Cyprinodontiformes; Cyprinodontidae. The coding region runs from base 10 to 690 and encodes 226 amino acids. The transcript has a single exon. Gene Ontology annotation, biological process: DNA integration.
UUUACUUGCAUGUGUACAAGGGCCGUCCAUAUUGAAGUGAUUGAAGCUCUGAGCUCGUCCAGUUUCAUUAAUGCCCUUCGUAGAUUUUUUGCAAUCAGAGGCCCUGCUAAACAGCUUAGAUCAGACUGCGGAACAAACUUCAUUGGUGCCUCAAAGGAGUUGAGGCUAGAUCCUCCAAACCCCAAAGAAACCACUCUGGACGACUACCUGCGCAAACAAAGGUGUUCUUGGGUGUUCAAUGCGCCCCACUCAUCUCAUAUGGGAGGCACCUGGGAGCGUAUGAUAGGUAUCUCCCGACGCAUCCUAGACUCAAUGCUCCUACAAGCAGGAAACCCUACUCUAACUCAUGAGGUCCUGGUGACAUUGAUGGCUGAGGUCAUGGCUAUUAUCAAUGCAAGGCCCUUGGUACCUGUUUCCUCAUACCCGGAAGCCCCUUUAAUCCUAACACCCUCAGCUCUGCUUACCCAGAAGUUUAACCCAAUCCAAACUCCACCUGGGGACUUCAAAAAAGCCGACAUGUACAAAAAUCAAUGGAAAAGAGUUCAAACCCUCGCUGACACAUUCUGGACCAGAUGGCAGAAAGAAUACCUCCACAUGCUCCAAAGUCGUCAAAAAUGGCAGCGCAACAAACCAAAUAUAAAAGAAGGAGACAUUGUCCUUCUGAAGGACAAGCAACUAAAAAGAAAUUAAUGGCUUAUGGGAGUCAUCACGAAGACCCUUCCAAGCAAAGACGGAGUUGUUAGGAAGAUGGAAGUGAAAGUUGCCCGUGGCAAGACUGCUAAGACUUUCCUUAGACCUAUUUCAGACUGUAUUCUGCUUUUAUCUUCAAGAGAUUAGUUUAUAUUGGCAUUCUUAAAAUAAUGCCAGGCGGGGAGUGUGCUGGAGCUUUUUUUUUAUGUUGUUGUUUCUCCAGGCCCUUAGGGGGCGCAUGUUUGCACAGUUCGCUAGGUUGAGCCAGUGGAUGAGUAGAAGGUGUGUUACAGGAAGUUACUGCCAUGAGUCAGGCAUGAGUAUGGUUUGGAUUUCAUCUGCAUCCAUCCGCUCCUUUCCAUCCCUUUGAGUGGCAAUAUGAGUAAGAGACAUAAUUGUUUAUGGUUGCUAGAUAC